UCUGUGACAGACUGUACUCUGCACUACAUUGAGUUAAGACGGGAAAUAUGGACAAGAGCACAUUAGAGAAUGGACAGAUGAAUGUUGCUGUGGACUGGAAUCAGCAAUAAAAUGCUGCCUUGGAAGAAGAAUAAGUUCGACCUGAUUGAGGAAGACAAGCAGUCUAAACAGAAGGGCUAUGCGGUGAGUCUCAACUAUUCGGCGCUCACCUCCUUCGCCAAGUCCUGCCCCGAGAGCGCGCUCAACAGGGUGGGCAGCAUGUUCAAGUCAAAGAGGAAAAAGGUGAAGAUCACCAGCGAGGACCCCACGUACACGGUGCUCUACUUGGGGAAUGCCACCACCAUCCAGUCCAAAGGGGACGGCUGCACGGACGUGGCGGUGAGCAAGAUCUGGGGCAAAAGCGAGAUGGGCAAGAACGGCACCAAGAUGAGGCUGACCAUCAGCUCACAGGGCAUCCGGAUGGUGCAUGUGGACGACAAGGCUAGAAGACCGGGACACUUGUACUUGCUGCACCGGAUAACCUACUGCGUCGCGGACCCGAGGCUACCCAAGAUUUUCGCUUGGAUUUACAGGCACGAGAUGAAGCACAAGGCCGUGAUGCUGCGCUGCCACGCAGUGCUGGUGUCCAAGCCGGAGAAGGCAAAAGCCAUGGCGCUGCUUCUUUACCAGACCUCGGCCACAGCCCUGGCUGAGUUCAAAAGACUAAAACGGAGAGACGAUGCCAGGCACCAGCAGCAGCAGCUCAUAGGGGAACAAACCAUCCCGCUGGUCCCCCUCAGAAAGCUGCUGAACGGACAGUGUUACUACAAACCCCCAGUGGAGCGCAGCCGGAGCGCGCCCAAGCUGGGCUCCAUCACAGAGGACUUGGUCGGGGAGGAGGAGGAGGAGAAAGCGAUGCACUUUGAGUGUGAGGACAUUCUGGACACGGACGAUGAUUGUGUUGCCAAUGGCAAACGGGAGUUGACUCAGAUUAUUAAUGACUUGGGAGAGAUGAGCAUAGGAAACGAUGUGCAGACACUGAAAGCUGACCUUAGAGUCACCAGACUUCUCUCUGGAGAGAGCACGGGGAGUGAGUCCUCCAUAGAGAGCAACCAGGAGCCCCCUCCGCUCACUAAUGGGUUUGAGGAGGUAAAGGUGCAGGAAAUUGCCUGAAUAAUUUUAGGCAUUUCUGGGCGCUUCUGGCGCAUUGUUUUGUUGAGCCACGAUGUCUCCACAAGAAACAUUUCCUCUGUUGUCAAUCUUGUGUUGGAGAGUGUUUGUUUAAUAUGUGCCUCCACGACUAAUUGAAAGGACCCAGAAAAGAUCCUCCAUGGUUCUGGGACCAUUACCGCACACAAACACAUGAUUAGGCUACUGAAUGAUAUUUUAAGAUUGUGUAAACACAGAAAAAAAAAAAAAUUGGAAAAACAAGUGCAUGUCCGUUUACGAAAUGAUAGGUUGAACCGACAAAAUCCCAGUGCGCCUCAGGACGCACGGCACUAAUUCCAUCUCUUUUAUUUAAGAGGAUUUGUUGUAACCUCAAGCUUGUUUACCUAACUUUUUUUCUCUCUCGUGAAAAUGGCAUUUUCCUACUGAAAAAUGCUUAUCAUGAUUUAAAAAAAACAUUCUGUUUUAAAGCACGUUUAUUCCUAAGUGGUUCAGUGGGUUUAAACAGGCAUCCUUAAUUUCCUUGUCAGGGCGCUUCUGUAACAGCCUGCUCAUUUACUUUAUUUUGCACUGUUGUGGAAUUCAUUCAAGUAUUAUGUUGACUACAUGUAUAUAAUGUUUGUUGGUAUGUUGUCUGAAACAUAAACGUCAUAUCUUUGCUGUGCAAAAGAAAAAACACCUUUAUGUAUUAUGAUGUAAAGUAAGAUGUUUUAAGUAUAAAUAUGUUAUUUUUUAAAGAAUAAAAAAUGUGGUUUGUUAUGUGAACCUCAUAGAAUUAUCAAUAAAAAAAAAGAAAA
Molecule: messenger RNA, 1943 nt
Organism: Seriola aureovittata
Lineage: Eukaryota; Metazoa; Chordata; Actinopteri; Carangiformes; Carangidae
Gene: fam43a
Product: family with sequence similarity 43 member A
Exons: 2
Coding region: 82-1152 (356 amino acids)
Source: RefSeq, a predicted model, not a curated record